Molecule: messenger RNA, 3477 nt
Organism: Purpureocillium takamizusanense
Lineage: Eukaryota; Fungi; Ascomycota; Sordariomycetes; Hypocreales; Ophiocordycipitaceae
Gene: msp1
Product: mitochondrial dynamin GTPase Msp1
Exons: 3
Coding region: 191-2956 (921 amino acids)
Cellular component (GO): membrane; microtubule; cytoplasm
Molecular function (GO): GTP binding; GTPase activity; microtubule binding
Source: RefSeq, a predicted model, not a curated record
CAAACCCACCUUCAUCAUCCCAAGUUGCGAGACCUUUCGCCGCUCCUUACCCUCCACAUGCCACGCCUCAACCAAGUCGACUUUCGCUCUCUUACUCGGGCCCGGUGAAGGCGUCGUUUUCGACGCAGUUGCCUGACCUGACCGUUCGCAUACGCAGACACACACGCGGCGUGACACUCCCGACGAAACAAUGAGCGGACGGGUCCUCGCCGCGGGGCUGCGCCCGUUGACGCGACGCGUCCCAGCCAGUCCGGUUCGACACCUGCACCGAUUCCCGACUGGAGGGCUGCUUCGGGCGGAUGCCACCGUGCGCGCUACUCAAAAGCGCAUGUGGUUCGGUGGCAACGCCUUCCAUAACGCAGUGACUGCCCGGAACGCCUCCUUUGCGCGGUUCCUGCCUAAGCUUGUCGUCAAGUUUGCCAGGAUACCAGCCAUGUUUGGCGGUUUAGCCAUCGGCGCAUUUGCAUGGGUUCAGUACCAGGCCACUCAGGCAAGCGCCUACGCGAUCGAUAUAUUCAACACAACCAAGGAUACCGUCUCAAAUACAGCAUCGACCAUUUUUGGCGGCGCCAGAGAAAUCGCAGAGCAGACUUAUCACGGGUGGGAGACCACCAAGGAACAAGUGGAAGUGCCGGACUGGUUGAAGAAGGUGCUCCGAAUCCAUGAAGACAUUGGGACCGGAGGGUCAGGAGGCCCUGGCGGUGACGGCGACCCAAAGCAGAGCAAGCUAGGCGCGGCCGCCGCUGUCGGCGCAUCUGCCGCAGCAUACGGAUACGACAGGUCCAGCGAGGAGGAUCCUCGCGAACUCGACGAAGUGGCCAAGGACGACCAGAUGAUGAUAUUGACCAAGAAGAUGAUCGAGAUUCGGACUAUACUUCAAAAGGUCGGACAGUCGAGCUCUCUGACAUUACCAUCUAUAGUUGUUAUUGGCUCGCAAUCAUCAGGGAAGAGCUCCGUCCUUGAGGCCAUCGUCGGACACGAAUUUCUUCCUAAAGGAUCCAAUAUGGUGACGAGACGACCCAUCGAAUUGACUCUUGUCAACACUCCUGAAUCAACAGAAGAGUAUGGAGAAUUCCCGGACUUGGGCCUGAGGCAUAUCACCGACUUUUCGUCCAUACAGCGGACGCUUACGGAGCUCAACCUCGCAGUAUCCGAUGCAGAGUGCGUCUCGGACGACCCGAUCCAUCUAACCAUCCACUCUGCGAACGUCCCAGAUCUCUCACUUAUCGACCUUCCCGGCUACAUCCAGGUUGUUGGCCAAAAUCAGCCGCUAGAGCUGAAACAAAAAAUUUCAGAACUGUGCGACAAGUACAUUCAGCCCCCCAAUGUCAUUCUCGCUAUCUCGGCUGCGGAUGUCGAUCUCGCCAACUCAACAGCGUUGCGGGCAUCCAGACGGGUCGAUCCCCGGGGAGAGCGGACCAUCGGAGUAGUCACCAAGAUGGACCUGGUUGAUCCAGUCAGGGGUGCUGCCAUCUUGAACGACAAGCAGUAUCCGCUCCGGUUGGGCUACGUGGGCGUUGUUUCGAAGGCGCCACAAUCCCCAGGGCUCUUCAAAAUGGGUCCAAAAGAUCUCCUCUCGGCCAUCGCAAAGCACGAGAACUCGUUCUUCUCGUCACACCCGUUCGAGUUCGGCCCAGACGCCGGGGUCAGUGUGGGGACCACCACGCUGCGCAAGAAGUUGAUGCACGUCUUGGAGCAAACCAUGUCAUCGAGCUUACAGACCACAAGCGAUGCCAUCAGACAAGAAUUGGAAGAAGCAACGUACGAGUUCAAGGUUCAGUACAAUGACCGGCCGCUCUCCGCCGAGUCCUAUUUGGCGGAGAGCCUCGAUGCGUUCAAGCACUCCUUUAAGCAAUUCACCGAGGAAUUCGGACGUCCGCAGAUGCAGGAACUCCUUAAGAGCGAGCUAGACCAGAAGGUGCUCGACUUAUUAGCAUCCAGGUAUUGGAACAAGCCCAUCGCAGACUUGGCAGUUGCGCAACUAGAGCCAGAUCAGAUCGCCGAUUUGCCGAAGGCAAAUGUUGAUUCACUAUACUGGCGUCGACAGCUUGAUGCGUCAACCUCAGCCUUGACCAAGCUGGGUGUCGGACGGCUUGCCACCACGGUUGUCGCGUCGUCGCUGCAGGCCCACGUCGACCGGCUGUUGAGCAGCUCCAACUUCGCCACACAUCCCUUUGCAAGGAAGGCAAUCAUGGAAGCGGCGUCGACGAUACUCAACGAACGUUUUUACAGCACGAGUGAUCAAGUCGAAAACUGCAUCAAACCUUUCAAAUUCGAGGUUGACAUUGAGGACAGAGAAUGGGCACAGGGUCGGCAACAUGUAGGUGAUGUGCUUAAGAAGGAGCUGCAAGACUGCGAAUUCGCUAUGGGCCAACUCGAGUCAACAGUCGGUGGACGAAGAAAGCUGAAAGAGGUCAUGAGUUUUGUGGACAAAGCCCGCAAGGGCGAAAUCAUGGUCGAGGGUGACGGGCGGAGCGGUGCCGGCGGGUUCAGUGCUGCUCUUCUGAGCAAAGGACGCGAGGCCGUCUUCCUUCGAGACCGGGCCGACAUCAUCAAGAUGCGCUUGUUGGCUGUUCGGUCCAAGCAGUGUGCCACAGUCAAAAACAAGUACUACUGCCCGGAAGUCUUCCUGGAUGCAGCCGCUUCCAAGCUGGCUUCGACGGCAGUCCUUUUCCUCAACGUUGAGUUGCUCUCCGAGUUCUACUACAACUUUCCGCGCGAGCUGGAUUUGCGGCUCGGCCGACACCUCUCCGAGGAAGAGGUCGAGCGGUUCGCAAAGGAGGACCCGCGUAUCCGCAAGCACCUCGAGGUCAUCCGCCGCAAGGACCUGCUCGAACUCGUUCUGGAGAAGAUGGAGAGCUUGCGGCAGCUUGAAGGCCGUGACCGGGAGCGAGCAUCAGGUGCCGGGCGCCGUCGGGAUGCGCCCAAGGAACGGGGACGAUGGGGCCUAUUUUAAGCAGGGAGGCAACCUCGGCGCGGUGUUUUCUCCCUUUUCCCAGCAUCAACCCCUUUCCCUUUCUUUACCUGUGUUAACACAAGACAGCUCGGAGUAUAUGUGGAGGCAAGAUGUGCAUUUUGUUCCUGGCAUUCGUCACGCCAAGACUGUGUCCUCAUUGAGGCGAAGGGACUCUGGAAGCUCUCUCUUCUCUCGUAAAGAUACAUUUAACCUGCUAGACAUGCCAAGGGCCAGUCAUGGGCAGCGGCACGAAUUGGCUACAAUGAUUUCAAAAGGAUACCCUACUCAAAAAAGAAGUAUACUCAAGACCAUCAGCCAUGUACACGCGAAUUAACAGAGUAGCUUCGUCUGUGUUCUCGGACCGCUGUUCAAUACACAUGUGAUAUGAACUACUCAGGCCACAGGCCUUUUCCAGACCGUCAUGCCAACCGGUCCGCAUCUAGACAGGGGAUAGUCAUCCUAUGUAGCAGCGUCUGUACGCAUCUGCAAAGUCACCUCCCACCGAAUAAAGCCUCCCGUAC